ACCACCAAGGACGUUUGUCAGAGCUUGGAAAAAGCAGAGCUGAGCAGCUGAGCCUCUCAGCAUCUCCUACUCCAGUCACCAAAAUGGAAGAAAAUGCCAACGCCAGCUUUGAAGAAGAUUUCGAAGGACAGGCGACACACACAGGGCCCAAAGGCGUGAUCAAUGACUGGAGGAAGUUUAAACUAGAAAGCAAAGACCUAGACUCCUUACCCUUGAGCAAGAAAGAAAUUUUGAGACAAAUGUCUUCACCCCACAGAUCUUUCAGUAAAGAUGAUAAGGACACCCGAGAGAGAUUCUGUCGUAAGAUGAGCAUGCAGGAGUAUGAAUUAAUUCACGAUGAGCAAGAAGACGAAAGCUGCCUACAAAACUACCGCAAACGCUGCAUGCAGGAUAUGCACCAGCGGCUGAGUUUUGGGCCAAAAUAUGGUUAUCUGUGCGAGCUGCAAAACGGGGAACAGUUCCUGGAGGCCAUCGAGAAAGAACGUAAAACUACCACUGUCAUCGUCCACAUUUAUGAAGAUGGCAUCAAGGGCUGCGAUGCUCUCAACAACAGCUUGACCUGUCUGGCGGCUGAGUAUACCACUGUGAAGUUCUGCAAGAUUAAGGCCUCCAACACGGGGGCUGGAGACCGCUUCUCAAACGACGUGCUUCCCACCCUACUUGUCUAUAAGGGUGGGGAGCUCCUGAGCAACUUCAUAAGCAUUUCUGAACAGUUCAAUGAGGAGUUUUUUGCUGUGGAUGUGGAGUCUUUCCUAAAUGAGUAUGGGCUGCUACCUGAAAGGGAGCUUCCAGCACUGGGAAAUGGCAACACAGAUGAGCAAGAUGUUGAAUAACUGGAGAGCCAUAGUCCUCACAGUCUCCCUUUCCUCUUCAGAAUGUUGUAAAUCCACUUCAGUAACACCCAUCUCAUUUAGAGAAGGCUGUCUUUGCUAACUUAUUUGUAAGAUGCACAUACAUAAACAUUGUUUAACUGUUAGUAAGUGAAUUUUACUUAAAACACAGACAACUGGCAGUCCUGUACAUCACUUUUGCUAUGCCACUCACAAGUAAUAGGAAGAACAGGAGAUACUAUUGGCAAUCUCUAAGAAACUAAGGACAAAAAGAAACUAAAAACUGAGGGCCUGUCCGUGCCUCCAUUAAGCACGAGAACAACUUAAUUUCAACAGGAACAGGACUGAUCCAUCCCAUACAAAAAAAGCCGUCUCCAUGCUCUGGAAUUACGGCAAGUCCUGGCUCCUCAGAUUCACUUGUACCAACUUCAGUAGAAAGAAGACUUCACCCAGAAGUUUUAAGGACAAACAAAUAUCCCAAAGUCCUUGCGCUCCAAGAUAGCUCAGGUAUCUAGGACAUUAUUUUCCACUUCUGCAUUCAACUUCCGAUACUCAUGAGGACACAGGAGUUAGCUCAGUGCUUCUGUAAGUUUGCCACCCAGACAGCUUGCACAGAUUUAUCAGUUAAUUGCAGUUCCUUGUUGCUCCAUAUUUUGACCAGUAAUGUUUAAAAUGUCUGUGAGUUACUGAAAAAGUAUAUUGUGCUAAUGUAGUAACUCUGAAUAAAGCCGC
Molecule: messenger RNA, 1562 nt
Organism: Cuculus canorus (common cuckoo)
Lineage: Eukaryota; Metazoa; Chordata; Aves; Cuculiformes; Cuculidae
Gene: PDC
Product: phosducin
Exons: 4
Coding region: 84-833 (249 amino acids)
Biological process (GO): regulation of G protein-coupled receptor signaling pathway
Source: RefSeq, a predicted model, not a curated record